This is a messenger RNA of Tremella mesenterica DSM 1558, 609 nucleotides long. RefSeq lists its product as uncharacterized. Lineage: Eukaryota; Fungi; Basidiomycota; Tremellomycetes; Tremellales; Tremellaceae. The coding region runs from base 1 to 609 and encodes 202 amino acids. The record is from RefSeq and is a predicted model, not a curated record. The transcript has a single exon. Gene Ontology annotation, cellular component: membrane; mitochondrial inner membrane peptidase complex. Gene Ontology annotation, molecular function: serine-type endopeptidase activity.
AUGUCAUUCACAAGACUACCUCGUCUCCUUCGUAUCCCUCUUCCCACUUUGAUACGCACAGUUCAGAUAGUCGCAGUUUAUCAUCUCUUCACCACCGACAUCGCCUCCAUCCGGCCUUGUGGGGGUUUCUCCAUGCUCCCCACCUUGUCUCAUGACGGUGAUUGGGUACUCAUCUCUCCUCUACCUUAUCGAUCCGUAUUCCGCUCUUCCUCUUCUUCUUCAGCACGAGGUCCACGACGAGGUGAUCUGGUAGUAUCUAUCAACCCCAUGAAGCCCAACGAGACGGUGUGCAAGCGUGUGAUAGGGAUACAGGGGGAUAUCAUAGAAGUCGAGCCGCGUAGAGGUAGGGAAAGUAUAUGGAUGGCGGAGGAGGAUGAUGAGUUAGGAAAUGGAAGGGUGAUAUUACGCGAUGUUGACUCUGAGGGAAGACCGCUGAGAAGUCGGAGAAAAGGAGAGGGUCAAUGGGUGAAAAUACCAAAAGGACAUGUAUGGCUACAAGGGGAUAAUAUCAGUAACUCGACGGAUUCGAGGAUGUAUGGACCAGUACCGGUCGGUAUAAUCACUGGCAAGGUCUUGGCUAGGGUGAGCGAGUUCGUAUGGGGUAUGUGA